AAAAGUAAGUGCCAAAACAAAGAUAUUAUAGUUCUAAAAUUCUUUUACUUGAGAGAGAGAGAGAGAGAGAGAGAGAGAAGAGAGAGAGAGGGUAGUUGGUGAAUGCGGAGGCUUUCAAAGCAACCUCUUGGGGCGAAGGAUCCGAUGCACACAAAACUAAAAACUCUAUCUAUCUCUCUCUUUAUAAGCUGUCUGCUGAAACUGAUUCCUCCUAUUUUUCUCUUACUCUCACCAAAAGUGUAGAAAAAAGCCUCGAAGAAAAUCUAAAAUAAUAUGCAAACAGAGAGAGAAAUCGAGUAAAGAAACAAGGAAAAAAGAUGGUGAUUUGAUGAUUAUAUUCCAUUCUGUUUAGGAUCUCUAUAUCAAACAUCUUUUCCCUUCUUAUAGUUUCGCCUUGCUUUGUCUCUUAGCAGCUCCUCCUCUCCCUCUCUCUCUCUCUCUCAUUCCCUUCUCAAUAUUCUCCUGGCAAGUUUGAUCUUAAAUGUACGCAGAAUUCAGCCAGGUUUCCGUUCUUAGCAUGUCGAAUUCAGAGGUCUUCCUGGUUAAAGAUGAUGGAGAAGGGAUGGAACUAGGUAUCGUGAAACGACCCGCAUUGGAGUUUCGAGAGGAGUGUGCUCAGGCUACAGCUUCUUCACAUAAUCCUGAUAAGGAACCACAAGUUGAUGAAGAGAAAAAAGGAGGAGAACGCAGCGUUACAGCUUCUACGGAAAGCGAACAGAAGAAGCCAUGUUUAGGAGAAUUCAAGGCAAUAGAUGACGACGAUGGGUUCAAAACUCCUACAUCUUUGGAUCACAAAAUCCCAGUGAUCAAACAAUGCCCACCUGCACCGAGAAAACCCCAGCCGGCGCCACUCCCAUCAAAUAAAAGAAAAGCAUCGUCAUCGCCAAUUACACGCAGGAAUCUGCAAGUCGAUCUUUCACUAGAGAUCGAGUCCUUGUUUCCCAGGCCUCUUCUUGCUGAUUUACACCGCAAGGUCAAGAAAGCUCGAAACGAAGACAACCAUUGAUUUUUACCAACUUAUGUUUAGUAGAAUAAUAAUAUCUACUCAAAUUAGGUGAGAAUUAUGUAAAAUGAGAAUCUAUUUUGUUCAUAUGAGAAUUGGUGCAGUGCUGGAUAUAAAAAAUCCCAUUACAGAUAUAUGCAUUUCUUCUUUAUCA
Theobroma cacao (cacao) is the source of this 1157-nucleotide messenger RNA. RefSeq names its product cyclin-dependent kinase inhibitor SMR3-like protein. Gene Ontology annotation, cellular component: nucleus. The record is from RefSeq and is a predicted model, not a curated record. Gene Ontology annotation, biological process: regulation of DNA endoreduplication. NCBI's taxonomy places the organism in Eukaryota, Viridiplantae, Streptophyta, Magnoliopsida, Malvales, Malvaceae.